UUUCUACUUACGGGAGCUGGCUAAACACCCACAAGCAACAACAAGCUCAUUGUUUUAAUGUUUAUAUCAAUCUCUUUUUUUGGUUCGACCAUCAAUGGCGCUAUUACUCGCUUUGUCCUUCUGUUUCGCAGCUCAACCACUAUGUUAUUUACAAUAAAUUCUUUCAUCUUUGCCUAGCGUGGGCUACUAAAAGCAGCGCCACAUCGUUCUCGAAAGUUUGGCAGAUUCUCGAGUACUAAGGUAUUGUACCGUCAGCUACAGACACAAUGUUUGAUCAUCCCAAUCCGAGCGAAGUUGAGCGUAUGCUACAUGAGCGAUGCCGCUCAGCGCCCCCGCCAUCAUCCGAACGGUGGGUAAUAAGAGAGAAGCCUCAUGUGCUAACCACAACACCCACGCGCAGCGUAUCGGUGAAAAAGGUGAGGAACGACAAGAACAAGUCGCGACUUGCAGGAGAAUACUGGACGACGACGCCCAUUAGUGAAGAGGUAGACUGUCCCAAUACAUCAUUGAAAGACGGCAACGAUAGCGAUGACGAGGAUAGACAGAAGGGUGUUCCUAUAACGUACUCUUCAAAUCAAGGACGCCGAUUCAAACGGUCAUGGAAAUACGAGAUCGAAGCGGAAUUCAAGAAACUGGAGGCCUAUGGACGCGAGCUCCAAGCUACCCUAGUCGAGUGGACGCCAAAGCAAAAGAAGCUCUGGGGGCUAUAUACCGAGACCCUAGGUCUAAACUGGACAGCCACUCAAUGGAGCGAGUACUUUUCUUGUGAAAUUACUUACUACAAUCUGCUAGAAGAGAUUUAUGCCGUGGAGCACCGAAUGGGAAAUCUAACGGCACAGAUGUACUUGCACAUUGAUGAGCGGCUUCCCUUGUGUAAGGAUACUUGGUAUCACGAUGGGGAGGCUUCUAUUCGGACUGUAGCCAGCAGGGUUAAUGCAGUCGAGCGAAGUGACGGGCAUCCCAGACUGGAAUGGAAUGGGGUUGAUUACGGUGUGAUACCAGACAGGGUGGCCACAACUGAAGAUGACGAGGACGACUUAAACGAAUGGCUAUAACUCUCACUGAUACCAACAUUCAGUGCGAAGAUGUCUGUUGCCUGAGCCUUGGAGGCCUCCGAAUUUCGUCUUCGGUGUUCGAACCUGUAUGAAAGAUCUUUUUUUUUUUUCCUAUAUCAUCUAAUUAUUCCUGUAGAUUUAUUCAACGCUGUAGAAAAGCGCAAUGAAAUGUGCUAACAAAAUUUCUAUACUAUAACCUACAGUUAUUCCGUUGCUAGUCAAGAUUGUACGCGUAACCUCACCGCCUCUUUGAUUUCACAUUAUACCGGCAGUUUGCCUACAACGGCGACAGGAGAGACGACAUGAACCUGUGGUGUUGAGAAGGAGGAGUGAGA
Messenger RNA from Xylaria bambusicola, 1390 nucleotides. RefSeq lists its product as uncharacterized. The transcript has a single exon. The record is from RefSeq and is a predicted model, not a curated record. The coding region runs from base 267 to 1055 and encodes 262 amino acids. Lineage: Eukaryota; Fungi; Ascomycota; Sordariomycetes; Xylariales; Xylariaceae.